UCAAAUGUCAAUUUGACAAGUUCUUUCAGUCGUGUUUGACAGCCGGCCGUAUCAUUCUUCAUCAUGCCCCGUGAAAUAAAAGACAUUAAAGACUUCCUGCUCAAAGCCCGCAGGAAGGACGCUAAAUCGGUUAAAAUAAAGAAGAACCCAGAGAAUGUCAAAUUCAAGGUCCGCUGCUCCCGUUUCCUGUACACACUCGUGAUCACCGACAAGGAGAAGGCAGAGAAGCUUAAGCAAAGCUUACCUCCAGGUCUCCAAGUUAAAGAGGUUAAGUGAUGUGACUUAGUUUAAAAUAUAAAACCAUAAAAACCA
Messenger RNA from Colias croceus (clouded yellow), 312 nucleotides. RefSeq names its product 60S ribosomal protein L38 (gene RpL38). Gene Ontology annotation, cellular component: cytosolic large ribosomal subunit; ribosome. Gene Ontology annotation, molecular function: structural constituent of ribosome. Gene Ontology annotation, biological process: protein-RNA complex assembly; translation. The transcript has 5 exons. Lineage: Eukaryota; Metazoa; Arthropoda; Insecta; Lepidoptera; Pieridae. The record is from RefSeq and is a predicted model, not a curated record. The coding region runs from base 64 to 276 and encodes 70 amino acids.